AUGGCUACAAAAGGCAGAGGAGGUCGUGGUGCUUGGGGUGUUCCCCGUCUUUUCUCCAUCAUGAUGCUCGCUAUAGCACUCCUAUUGGGCCUGGCCCAAUUCCACCGCUCGGCUGCCGUUGACUCAUUGACCGUGGAAACAACUUCUGGCUCUGUUCAGGGCUUCACUGAUGACCUCACACCGAAUGUUGCACAGUACCUGGGCAUUCCUUUUGCAGAGCCGCCUGUAGGGGCACGUCGGUGGCUCCCUCCGGCUCCGAAGUGCAGGGAGAAUCAGACUAUCAAGGCGACUGCUCUGCGCCCUGCUUGUCCUCAGGCUCAGGGCAACACGUCGAAUGUGUGGCGUACUGAUGCGCCGGAGUUCCUUACUCAGCCACCGGAAUACCAGAGCGAAGACUGCCUGAAUCUCAAUGUUUGGGCGCCUUUGGAACAGUGUACAGACGAAAGCGAAAAGAAGCUAUUACCGGUUUUGAUUUGGAUCUAUGGAGGAGGGUACACGAGUGGUGGCGCCAAUGUCCCGUAUCAGAUACCCGCUAGAUGGGUUGAGAGGACUGGCGAGCAUAUUGUUGUUGCCAUCAGCUACCGUGUCAACAUAUUCGGCUUUCCCAACGCCAAAUCGCUUGCAGAUGAUGAGCAGAACUUGGGUUUCUUAGAUCAGCGUCUAGCGGUAGAAUGGGUCCGUGACAACAUCCGCAACUUUGGCGGCGAUCCGAAUCGCAUGAUACUCUGGGGUCAAUCCGCAGGUGCAUCAUCCGUGGACGGGUAUAACUUCGCCUAUCCCGAAGACCCUAUCGUAUCAGGACUCAUCAUGAACUCCGGGACAACCUUCAUCGGCAUCAACAGCGAAGACGUCCAGCAAACAAACUUCACCUUUGUUGCCCACCACUUUGGUUGCAACAGCCCCUCCGCCCAAGCCGAAAUCGACUGUCUCAGGGGCGUGGACUCUGUUUCCAUAACCCAAUAUCUCAAGCAAUACUCCGACAGAAAUACGCAGCCUAGUCUUAGUUUCCUGCCCGUCAUCGACAACCGCACACUCUACUCAAACUACACGGCACGUGCCCUGGCAGGCAAGUUCUCGCGCAAACCAGCCAUCAUCGGCAACACAAACGACGAAGGUACUGCGUUUCAGCCCUACAAUCGAACCUACGGAGUCAACACAACGUUGGCAGAUGCGGACACUGCUACCAUUUUCCACUGCCCGGCUGUGAAGACGACGUACGAUCGUUAUGCAGCAAACGCAACUACUUUUCGCUAUCUCUACGCCGGGAACUUUAGUAACAUCUCGCCGCAACCGUGGGAGGGCGCUUAUCACUCGUCUGAUAUCCCGUUGUACUUUGGUACGUAUGGCAUUGUGAGAGGCAAUGGUACUGCGUUUGAAAAGGCAGUGAGCGAGAAGGUGCAGGAUUAUUAUCUUGCAUUUGCCAAGGAUCCUGUCAAUGGACUACCGCAAAUGGGGUGGAAUGCCUAUACGCCGAGUGGUGAGGCUGUACUGAUUGGGUAUGAUGGGGAGAUUGUGCAGGGGAUUGAAGAGAGUGAGUUGGAGAAGCCGUGUGAUGGGGUGAAGCCGAAUGGUCUUCCGAUACCGCCUUGA
Pyrenophora tritici-repentis Pt-1C-BFP is the source of this 1590-nucleotide messenger RNA. Its product is annotated as PnbA, Carboxylesterase type B. The record is from RefSeq and is a predicted model, not a curated record. NCBI's taxonomy places the organism in Eukaryota, Fungi, Ascomycota, Dothideomycetes, Pleosporales, Pleosporaceae.